This is a messenger RNA of Mytilus californianus (California mussel), 7660 nucleotides long. RefSeq lists its product as uncharacterized. NCBI's taxonomy places the organism in Eukaryota, Metazoa, Mollusca, Bivalvia, Mytilida, Mytilidae. The coding region runs from base 112 to 1356 and encodes 414 amino acids. Gene Ontology annotation, molecular function: protein binding. The record is from RefSeq and is a predicted model, not a curated record. The transcript is spliced from 4 exons.
CUUCCGGGUUGGUUGCUUUCGUUGACCUGUUGUUGAUGGAAAUUAUCAGCAAGUUUGUAAGAAAACAUGAAUUUAGAUUAAGCAUAACUGUAUAAAUGAAUAUCUACAAAAAUGCCACGAGGGAAGACUCCAAACGGCCCGCUACCUGCAUCAGAGGCAAGCAAUGGUAGCCUUGUCUCAAUUGAAAGCAGAGAACUUCCUUACUUUUAUAGCAAUUUCAGCAAUACAGAUGAGGUUGCAGACUACUUGCUCCAUAAAUCAAAGUCUAAAGUAGGAGUUUUUCUGGUCAGACCAAGUUUUAAAAAUAGAUCUAUGCUAACAGUUUCUGUUGUAGUGGCAGAUAAAACAGUGAGACAUACAAACAUUGUCAUAGAAGGAACAGGUGCUCUAAAAAAGUAUUACCUUGUAAAAGAAAAGAAGUUUGACAGUGUGGAUGAACUCAUUAGGUACUACUAUGAUCAUGAUGUGAAAAACUUGCAGAAAGUCACCCAUGUGCGUUUUCUUUAUCCACUUACACCAGCCAAUUAUCGUCCUAGUGGAUCGUCUUCAGGUGGUUCUUACCACACAAUUAAUAGUCAGGGUUCUGGUGGGGGACGUUCAGCAUGUGUAGGCGUGAAUGAUGAGAAACCGCCUUUGCCUGAAAGAAAUCAUGUACGGAGAGGAAGUCAAGAAAGUUUUAGUAGUCAGAUGUCUGUAUUUACUGAUCAAGGUUCUGUGAGUUCGGGUACUCCUCUUUUUCAUGGCAAUAGCCCCCAUAGUGGACCUAUACCAAUUCCUAAAGGUGCAUCGAGUAAUAGUAUUAAUAAAGAUGGGUCAUUCCAUUCUAACUGGACAUUAGGACCAAGUGGUGAAUCAUUUCCACGGCUGCCGUCUCAAACUACUCUACCUUCACCAACUGAUGACAUUGCUAAACGUCCUCCGCCACCAAUUCCUCUAAUUCCCCAAAGUGACGGAAACCCAUAUUAUUCUGAAGCGAGAAACGUUGAUAAAAGUAUAAAAGAAGAACUGAAAAAAGUCAUACGUGACAGUGAAAGAUGUGACUGUGGAAUUCCAAGAGACAUGUCUGAUUUACCGCUGGGUUGGACAGUACAUCGUAGUAAAGAUGCUGCCACUUAUGGUAGAGUAUUCUUUCAAAAUGAGGCUGGUGUAACAAGCUGGAAACUUCCAGAAGACGUAAAUCGUAAGCUGACUGCACAGCAUCAGACAAAUCUGAAAAAAUUAAAAGUGAUGAAAUUUGAUGAUGAUUAUUUGGAAAGUAACAUACCUCCAGACUUUCUUCCAAGAUCACCAUCAAAUCGCUCAAAUGGAAGUGGAGUAGGAUCUGAUGGCAAAAGAUUUUCUAAUACACAGUUUUGAUUCAUUUGCUUUUAUGAAUAUUUGUAAAUGAUGAAAUGUAUAUUACACCAGGUUUAAAAAUGCCAUUGAAAAUUGAGGAUCUGAUUGUUUCAAAAUUUGAUGCAUUCAUGGUAAUUUUUUCAAAAGAGUACAUAAAAUUAACCCAUUGUGAUUGGUUAACAAGGUUUUAAUUUCUAAUCAAAGAACAUCGAACCAAUGGUAUAGGGUUACCGUUAUCUUCAUUUUUGUUUAUGAACAAUGAAAUUACCCACAAUCCUUCAGAUUUUAUAAUGAUGUAUUGAUGUUCUGUCAGUUCAUGUUAAGGACAUUACAAAUCUAACACGGACAGAAGUUCAAUAAGGGGAAACGUCAAAAACCUGAGAUAUCCAAGUAAUGCAUUCUUGCCAACGAUUCUCAUUCAUUCAGUGUUGAAAUCGGAGUUGAAAUCAUUGGAAAGGUGGUUGUACACUGUCUAACCCUGGAGCUGGGAAAAAUAGUAAUAUCUCUGUCCAUAUCUUCAUGUACCCAUCAAAAAGCUGAGAUGAUAGAACAUUUUUCAAUCUUAGCAUGAGAAUGAAUGACCAAGAAUGCAAUCCAGAUUUUGUUUGAGUGUUUACCAGUUGAUGAAUUUUUCAAUGGUAUUUUAAAUCAUGGUUUACUGGUAGUUGAGAUUGAUUCAAUAUGAUUUUAUCACAUAUUGUAAAGAAAGCAAAGUUUAAUUGAUGUAUUGACUCAACCUUUAUCAUAGUUCUAUUAUAUUGUUAUGGAUCUACAGUAGAUGUCACAUGUCACAAAAUACAAUGGUGUGAUUAGCAUGAAAAAAUAAGUUUGUUAAAUGUAACAAUUACAUUUUCGGUAUGCUUUUUCCAAAGAGCAAGAUUUUAAGGGUAAUAACAUUUACAUCAUAUUACUUUUUUAUAUGGCAUUAGGAAAGCUAAAAGUGGAAAUGGGAGCUUGCAUAAUUAAUGUCUCGUUGUAUUCUUUUUCAUAAUAAUCAUUUAUUCCAACUUUUAUUAGAAAGUUUACUAACAAUUUUCUCAUUUGCAUAUCUAUGUGGCUAAAUAUGGUUAUAAUUAUAUUACUUUAAUAAUGGUGAAAGCUAGAAUUAAGGUCGUAGACCUUGUUUAAAGGAGAUUACUCAUUUAUAAUCAGUACUGUAUUUGUGAUAGAAGGUUUUGUCAAUGCAUUGUUUGCACCUUUCAAACCAACCUUCCCCAUCUUCAAGUUCAAUUGUUGUUCCUAGAGAGAACUAAAGGAGGGGUUAAUCCUAUCUGCUGGAAACCAGCAAUGCAGCCAAGUAAUUGUUUUUACAACUUCACAAAUUUGGAAGGAAAUUAAAUUAUCAGAAAAGAAAUAUAUAUUGGAUCUGUAGAAUAAUAAUCCCAACUAGAUAGUAUUUUUUUCAACAUUUUAUGUAUCAUAUUUAAAAGCAUGUGAUUUGAUAAUAAGUAUACGCUCCUUUUUUAAAAUGCAUAUUUGUUUAAAAUAAACCAGUAUUAUCUUUCACCGAACAUAGUGCUAUUCUAGCUGAAAGCUAAGCCAAAAACUCAGUGUUUAUAAAAUUAACUAAAUGUACUUGGUGCUUUUUUAACUUUUAUAUUUUUUAUCUGGUUACAGCAUUGUAAAGCUACAUAUAAAUUUAAACAGUGUAGGCUGUUAAUGGUACUUUUGCAUAUCAAAUUUGUUAUUGUAUUCUUAAUUUAUUGAUUCUUUUGAAAUACUGACAUAUUUUGCCUGUAUUUUUAAAUUUACUUAAUAUUAAUUGAAUUGAUAAAGUCAGGGGAAUUACUUGAGACUUUGUCACAUUUUCAAUAACACUUUAUCUAGAAUUAUUGCAAACUAAUAUGCAUUUCAAGUCUCAAACCUCUUAGAUGACUUAGAUGAAUGGCACAUUUUUUUCAAAAUCACUGAUCUCACAUUGUUUCCAAGAUGUUUUGAAUUUUCAUGAAUUAUACAAUAGAUAAAAAUAAGUAAACAUAUUUAUUUAAAAAAAUGAAAACCUAUACUAUUUUAUGGAACUUGAAUUAAAAAUCUCAUUUAUGAGUGGUAUUUGAUCAUUCUGUGCUAAAGAAUCUCCUCCUCUAGUACUUCUUUUUUUCAGCUAACCCCAAGAAGUUAUUUUUUCUCUACAUAGCUAUAGACACUUAUUCAUCUAGUGGUGAUCUAAAAAUUAUAGAAAUGUUACUUGAUUAGAUUAUUUAAAAAUCUGUUUUUUUCAGUAAUUCCCUUAACAGUUUAAUAUAUAAAUAAGAAAUAUUAUUAGUUAUGCGUAUUAUACCAUAUACAUGUAUACAUAUCAUUUUCACCUAAGCCAGUUCCAUAUUUGAAUUGUGAUUUUGUCAAAAAUGAUUGUUGAAAUUGUGCACUUAUACGAUAGAAAAUAUGUGAAAGUGAUUCCUACUGUUGCUGAAUAUUAAUUGAUUGUGUUUAUACCAUAAAUUAUUUGUAAAUAUGACAACUUGAACAAAACCAGAUUUGGAGAAAACAAUUUUAAUAUCAAUAAGUAUUUUUAUAUUUUUUUUUAUAAUACAUUUGUUCUAUCAUAUAUAUAUAUCAGACAGUAUUAAUAGCUCAAAAUGUAAAGAUGUAAUCUGUUGAAAAAUUUAUGUAUAUUAUUUGCAUAUAUAAAACCCCCGAAAAUAUAUGCUAAUCCAGAACUCGGCAGUUGGAACUUUGUAUAAACAUAUAAUUAUCUUAUUUUAUUGAUUAUUAUUUUGAUCAGUGCUUUUCAUUUUUUGGGGGAAACAAUUGCAUGAAAUGCAAUCAAAACCCUUUGUCAUUGGCUUCAUAGCUAUAUUUUCCAGGCCUCAUCUCUAUCUUUCAUAGUGCAAUGAGUUUAACUUUCUUUGGAUACUAGCCAGUGUAGCCACACCCAUGUGAAGCAAUUUAUAAAUAAAGUGUUCUCAGAUUUCAAAAUAAUUUGUAUAUGUGUAUAACCAUAAUAGACAAGAAAUUACAUAAGUUGUGUAUGGUGUAUAAAUCUAUCUGUUCUAAAAAUAGAUUCAACUACAAUUAUGGACAAAGGAAGAUUAUGCCAAUUAAAAAAUAUUAUCUAAAUGUGUUCUAUUUCUUAAUAUAGUAUGAAAUUCAAUUUAAUGUUCAUAUUGCAAAAUGAACAAAAUAUUUAACUUUCAGCGCUUACAAUCACUUUGAUUAAAACUUGAGGUUGGGUGGGGGUGCCUAAAGUGAUUAUUGUCAUACAACUUUUAGUAGAGACCGAGCAACCCCAAACAGUCAGUAAUAACUUAUGCAAUGAAGUUUCCACCAAUCACAUGUCAGCUGUUCUUACCCUCAUCUUCACAAGUCAUGGACCUUAUUUGGUUAGCAUCAAUAUUCUUGAUUAGGUCUGGGAGGUGUCAACUAACCCUGAUUUUGUCCAUAAUGAUUCAAACAAAAUUUUUUGUGAUUUGGCAAAUUUCUCAACUUGAUCUGAAUGAGAAUAUAUAUUUUGGUUAAAUCUGCACUUGUUUUUGAAACACUUGUGAAUUUUAUUUUAAGGUGCAUUGCUGAUCAUUGUCAUUCAUGGUUUAUCUGUAAUUUUAAAAGUUUAUGGAAAUAAACGAUCCAAUGACAUAUUUGAAAAUACAUUCCAGAAUCAUUGCAUAUUUUCAUUAAUGUAAAUAAGUUUAAUUUAGUUAACAAGCAUUUAACAGUAGAGCAGUCUUUACAAUUAUGUUUGUGUAGUACAUGUACACAUAUUUGUAUUAAUAUUUCAGUUUUAUAUAUUAAGAUAACAAGUGCUAGGGUGGUGAAUCCAGUGUGUAUGUGUGCAUGGUUCUCACUAAGACAAGUCCAUGAGUCCUGGACUCAUCAUUUUCAAAACUGGGGAGUCCAUAGAUGCAUUAAGAUUGUAAAAUGUUGUAUCAACUGAGAACAUAUAUCAUCAAUAUAUAACAAAACUUUAAAAAUAACUUGAUAUCAUCUCCUUGCUAUAUUUUUUUUACUGGGACUGAAAUAAUGAAUUAUAUAGCAAUAAAAUUUCAUCUUCUCACUGUUCAACUCACCAUAGCCAAAAAUGACGAAUCCCUGGACUCGCCUUCAAAAAUCAUUAGUAAGAACCCUGUGUGUUUGUGGGGGAGGUAAAAUCACUGAGAGAGAAAAAAACCAGGAUCCUCCACUGGGCUAUAUAAAAGAAACAAUAACUCAACAUAUAAGUCUAAAAUGCAUUUGUAAUUGUAAUAUGAAGUUCAAAUAUGUUCAAAAAUUUGGCCAGAUUUGGGAAAAAUUUGAACUUUAAUGUGAUUAUUUGAAACUGUAAUUAUUAUUUGUCUUCAUUCAGUGUGUACAUAGUAAUUAUUGUUUAAAGGUGCUGCAGUAUUGCUUUUAUAAGUUAUAACAGAAAUUGAAUUUUUGGAUACACGUGUACUAAAUCACAACGAAUAUAAAUGCUUUUAACAGUUUUAAACAUCACCCAUUUUAGUACAACAGUCAAAUCAUCUUAGAAAUAGAUAAACUUUCAAUAGACCACUUUCGAGUUUUGUCCUUCACUGGAAAAGUUCGUCAAUUAUGUGCGCCUUUAUGACGUCAUUUACUCGAUAGAGGGGACAUCCUGUAUCCCUGCACUAUUAAAGUUCAUAAAGCGUCUUCGUAAUCAUCAUUAUGUAGAAUAAACUAGAAAUAAUGUUUAUUCCGUAGGUACUUAAUAACAAUUACCUAAUGACAGCAGUGCUGAUUAUCAAUUAUAAGAAUUUAAUUUGCUGAAUAAUUUGUGCAUUAUAGCAUCAUAUUUUUUUCAAUCGCUCGCUCAACAUGGGAAGGAAGUUACAAUGCCCUAAACGCACGAAUGAUGUUCACUAAAAUCAAAGUUUUUGAUGGAAAUGCAAGGAACUAGAAAGUGGUCUAUUCCAUCAGCUUUCUCAAUUCACAUUUAUUUUCUGCAUUCAACUAAAUGCAGAUUUAUUGUGGAAAGGUUGUGUGCGGCUCCUAUCAUUAACACUGAAAGUGCAAUGUUUAUAUUGUUGAAAGUUGAUUUGUUAAGAAUUUUCAUUCAUGUCCAGUUUUGUAAGAUUGUACGUUAUAGGUUUUUAUAGAUAUUUUUCAUGAUUUUGAUGCUUCAACUCAGUAAUAUUACUGUGUAGCAAUAAGCACUUGAAUGAUUAAGAUCAUCAAAUACUUUCAGGGUUUUCUGGAAUGUCUAUAGUAUCUAACUAACUUUAUUACAUUUGUAAUUAACCCUGCAAAACAGUGUCUUCAAAGAUUAUUUAAGGAUAAUCAAGUGAUCUCAGAUAGAUAGAAUAUUUUUUUUAAGAGUGCUCCACAAGUUGGAAAUUCAAUUGAUGAAAGAGGGGACAUGUAUCAAUUUUUAGAGAAAUAACAGUCUUUAUAUAUAUCCAUGUACUGGAAACAUUAUUUGUUUCAAAGAUUGUCUUUUCAGAUGUUUCAUUUGUAUCCAUAAUCAUAGAAAGUAUGUGUGAAAAAUUUAUAUCUACUUUUACUAACUUAUAAAAUGGUUGUGUACUAUUAUUUUUUUUUAAUUAUUUAAAGAUAUAUUUAUUUUUAUUCAUAUUAUUCAUUUUAUGAGUUAUUGUGAUGACAUGAUAUCAAGAUGCGCAUGAAAUCUUUCCAAUAAGAAUAUUAAAAUAUUAUUAAUAGAUUUGAUUUAUUAAUUUAUUAAAUGCAUUGAAAAAUAUAUGAUGAACAAGUUUAUGUGAUACUUUUAGUUAAACCCUUUAUCUUUAAGACUUUCAACAUAAAAAUCAAUGGUCAGUAAAGCAGGCGAAGCAUUUUAGUGUUUAUGCUUGUUUUUAAAUUAAAAUGAUUGCCAAUAAACUAUAACAACCCUCAGUUUUUAUCAACCACAGAAAAGAUCAUUGUAUGAACAAAUGGUUGUUUAUACAGACCAAGAAGGAAACCAAAUUUUCGUGGAUACCUUGACUUUUGCUCAAGUAGUUAGAACUAUUAUAUAGCCUAGAAUAUAAAAAAAUUUAAUACGCUUUGUAUUAUAUGUUAAGCAAUGAACAAAUUCACCUUAAAGUGCAAGGAAAGUAACUGUUGUUAAAGACAUGUUAUCUCCCUUUAUUUUUAACAAUACCUCAUUUAAACAUCUUUCUAUAUAAUAAUUUUGCAUAUCUGUUCUUGAUUGAGUAUAUUUAUAUCAUGUUCUAACAUUUUAUCUUUAAUUUAUCAUGAAUAGCCUAUUUUAGUAGUUUUACUAUCAAAAUUUGUCUGUUUCAUCAAACUGUUUUAUUUUAUGCAUUACAAUGUAUAUGAUUUUAGUUACACUAGGUAUUUCGUUGUUUAUAUUUCACAUUCCAUUUUUGUUUUGUUAUUUCUAUAUAAAACCUGUUUUCAUCUCAUGAGGCUUCCAAUAAAAGAUAUAUCUUCA